Molecule: messenger RNA, 845 nt
Organism: Brassica napus (rape)
Lineage: Eukaryota; Viridiplantae; Streptophyta; Magnoliopsida; Brassicales; Brassicaceae
Product: S-protein homolog 2
Exons: 1
Coding region: 332-826 (164 amino acids)
Source: RefSeq, a predicted model, not a curated record
AGAUCCACUGAAUCAAUAUGGUAUAUUUUUACGGGAUUGAUUUUCAUAAUUCUCAAAUUAAGUAUCAAAUAAAAAUAUGAAAAUGACCCAAAUACGUCAACCUAAAAUGUCACUAUAGUUAACGUUCUUGACUUGAAAGUUUGACCAUAUACAUGAAGUAACGUUGACACUGCAUUGCGAUACACUACUAUAAACAACAAAAUAUGGAUACACUACUUUUUUUUUGAGCAACCGGAUACACUACUAUAAACAACAACCAAAAAUAUAUAUAUAUAUAUAUAACUCUCAUUCAACAACUAUAAACAAUAUCACUGUCUCAUAUACCACAAAAAUGGAUAUUCCAAAACGUUACCCAUCACUAUUCAUAUUGAUUGUCUUCAUAGCUACAGAUCUAUCUCAUGCCGACACAAGAAACAACAUUCCUGUUGCAAACGGUCCAUCAUUACUAUCAACAAACGAUGUGUUUAAUCCUUUCGGAAAAAUUACUGUAGAAAUAAUCAACGAUAUUGGUGGUACAGUAUCAUUGCCUUUUCAUUGUAAAUCGAAGAACGAUGAUUUUGGUGACCGUAGUUUGCAACCUGGCGGGUCAUGGUCUUUUAGUUUUAAGCGUCAGUUCUUCGGAAGGACAUUGUUUUUCUGUUCUUUUGCGUUUCCCAAUGGAAUCUAUUAUUUCGACAUAUUUAGAGACCACCGAGAUACUGCUGGCGAUGACUGGUGCCAAAAUUGCGUGUGGAAGAUAAGACCAACCGGACCUUGUAGGUUUAACGGUGGAACUAAGCAGUUCGAUAUUUGUUUUCCAUGGAAUAAAAAUAAGUCAUUGUAUUGACAAAUACAUAGCCAAUAUG